AUUAUAUUCUUGACUAUAAUCCCAAAAAUGGUGGCUGGGCAGCUCAUAUAUUCCAUCUCAGAAGAAGUAAUCGCUGGCACUCCUAUUGGAAAUAUAGAAAAGGACCUAAACCGUAAUAUUAAAGACUUGGAACACCGCAUGUUUCAGAUCGUUCCUGGAUCAAAGAAAAAAUUCUUCGAGGUAAAUCUGAAGACUGGUGUUCUCUAUGUAAGUGAGAGAAUAGACAGAGAGGAGCUUUGCGCAGAGGAAAUUAAAUGUACACUCAGUAUAGAGGCUGUAAUAAGUAGCCCUUUAAAGCUUUAUCGUAGUGAUGUUAACAUUUUAGAUGUAAAUGACAAUGAUCCGUCCUUUACUACCAAAUUCCAACAUUUGUAUAUUGCCGAGAGUACUUUGCCUGGGGUGAUAUUCGCAUUAUCUGAAGCGACCGAUGCAGAUGUGGGGAGACAUGGGAUCAGUACCUACAAACUAAGCCCGAGCGAACAUUUUUCUUUGGCAGUUAACAAAGCGGGAGACAGUGUGUCUCCUGAGUUAGUGUUGCAGAAACCAUUAGACAGAGAAAGGCAGGCUGUAAUCACCAUGACACUGACAGUGGUAGAUGGAGGGAGUCCGCCUAAAUCAGGCACCUCACAGCCCGUUGUUAAUGUAUUAGACAAUAAUGAUAACAUCCCGAUCUUCAGUGAGUCUCUGUAUAAAACACGAAUUCACGAAAACACGCAGCUGGGCACAACAGUAAUCACUGUAAAUGCAACCGAUUCAGAUGAGGGCCUUAACAGUGAGAUAGUUUAUUCGUUAAGAAGCAAGGAUCAAGAUCGCGUACAUGACAUCUUUGAAAUUGAACGUGAGACUGGUGUCAUUAAGGUAAAAGGAAAUAUUGACUUUGAAGAAAGGAAGGCUUUUGAAGUGCGUGUAGAGGCCACUGAUAAAGGGCAGCCCCCGAUGUCUGCUCACUGCAAGGUGCUUGUAGAAGUAGUGGACCUUAAUGACAAUGCGCCUGAAGUCGCAGUCACGUCAUUACGUAACACAGUAAAAGAGGACGCUACUCCAGGGACCGUAGUUGCACUCGUUUCAGUUUUGGACAAAGAUGGUGGAAGCAAUGGUGACGUGAAAGCGAUGAUUAAAAAUGAGGUCCCGUUCAAACUUGAAACCAACUACAAAAAUUAUUAUUCUUUGCAAGUUGAUGGGCCACUUGACCGGGAGCGUGUCUCUAACUUUAACAUCACCAUAGUUGCUAAUGAUAAAGGGAGCCCUUCACUAUCAAGCACAAGUAUAGUUUCCAUACAGGUUUUUGAUGUUAAUGAUAAUGCACCACAGUUCCCCGAGUCAAUCAUUAAUAUAUAUGGGAAAGAGAACAGCGCAGUGGGGACAGUAAUAAAAACAGUGACUGCAGCUGAUGCUGAUAUUGACAAGAACAGCCAGAUGAGCUACUCGUUCUUACAAAGCAAUGGGAACACUUUUUCGUCAUCCACAAUGGUGAAUAUCAACGCAGAAACUGGAGAAAUAGUGAGUCUGCAGUCGUUUAACUAUGAAGAGAUGAAGAUGUUCAGGUUUAAAUUGAAGGCCACAGACUCUGGUGUCCCUCCACUAAGCAGCAACGUGACUGUCAACGUUUUAAUUCUGGAUGAGAAUGAUAACAGCCCAGCAAUUCUAGCCCCUUAUUCUGAACAUGGCUCUCUUAUCAGCGAGACUAUACCCUAUACUGCUGAAGCAGGGUAUUUUGUGGCAAAGAUCAGGGCUGUGGACGCAGAUGCUGGAUACAAUGCUCUACUGUCUUAUUAUCUGUCCGAGUCUAAAGGAAACAACUUAUUCAGGAUCGGAACCAGCACCGGGGAAAUCAGGACUAAGAGGAGAAUGACUGACAAUGACCUGAAAUCUCACCCCUUGGUGAUUUUGGUGUCUGAUAAUGGAGAACCCUCUCUGUCAACUACUGUUUCUAUUGAUGUAAUGGUGGUUGAAAGCAUUUCUGACAUGCAGACUCCCUUCACACAUGUGCCUGAAAAGGAGGACAACUUUUCUUAUUUGAACCUGUAUCUGCUGAUCGCCAUUGUGUCGGUGUCAGCGAUCUUCCUGCUGAGUUUCAUCAGUUUAAUAGCUGUCAGAUGUCACAAAACCGACAGUGGAUUCAGCAGGUACGGCGCCCCGAUGAUCACCACCAACCCUGAUGGGAGCUGGUCUUAUUCUAAAGCUACUCAGCAGUAUGACGUGUGUUUCAGCUCAGACACACUGAAGAGUGACGUGGUGGUUUUCCCCGCACCAUUUCCUCCUGUUGAUGCAGAACUCAUUAGUAUUAAUGGGGGAUACACUUUUACCAGGACUCAGACUUUACCCAGUAAAGAUAAGGCUAGUGACAAAGGCCAGCCGCCGAUGUCUGCUCACUGUAAAGUGUUGGUAGAGGUGAUGGACGUGAAUGACAACACUCCCGAGAUCACUGUAACAUCACUGUUAUCAACAGUGAAAGAAGACGUGCAGAUGGGAACAGCUGUUGCGCUUGUUUCUGUGUUGGACAAAGAUGGAGGGAAAAACGGUGCAGUCAAGGCUGUUAUUAGAAACGAGACCCCAUUUAAACUGGAUACCAAUUAUAAGAAUUAUUAUUCGUUAGUAGUGAAUGGUCUGCUGGAUAGAGAGACUAUACCUGAGUACAAUGUCACCAUAGUCGCAGCUGAUGAAGGGACUCCGCCGCUUUCCAGCACCACAAUCGUCCAUAUUCACGUUUCUGAUGUCAAUGACAACCCCCCUCAAUUUUUGGAACCGAUACUUAAUGUUUUUGUGAGAGAGAACAGUCCAGUAGGAGCAGUUAUUAAAAAACUGUAUGCAGUUGACGAAGACGUUGAUGAAAAUAGUCGGAUAAGCUUUUCAAUUGUAGAAAGUGAUAAUAACGCAUUUCAUUCAUCUUCCAUGGUAAACAUCAACUCAGAGACUGGAGAUAUAGUCAGUCUGCAAUCUUUUAACUUUGAGGACUUGAAAAGGUUUCAGUUUAAAGUUCAGGCCACAGACUCUGGUGUUCCUCCUCUUAACAGCAGCGUGACCGUGAACGUUUUUAUUCUGGAUGAAAAUGACAACAGUCCCGCGAUUCUUGCGCCUUAUUCUGAUCACGGAUCCACUUACAGUGAGACCAUCCCCUAUUCUGCUGAAACGGGAUACUUUGUAGCCAAGAUCAGGGCCGUGGACGCCGACGCUGGAUACAAUGCGCUGCUUUCUUAUCAUCUGUCUGAGCCAAAAGGAAACAAGUUGUUCAGGAUCGGAACCAGCACCGGAGAAAUCAGGACCAAGAGGAGAAUGAGUGAUUAUGACCUGAAAACUCACCCUUUGGUGGUUUUGGUUUCGGAUAAUGGAGAAGCCUCUCUGUCAACUACUUUGUCUAUUGAUGUCAUGGUGGUUGAAAACACUGCUGACAUCCAGACUCCGUUCAGACAUGUACCUAUUAAGGAGGACAAUUUUUCAGAUUUGAACCUGUAUCUGCUGGUCGCAAUUGCGUCGGUCUCAGUGAUUUUCCUGUUGAGUCUCUUCAGCUUAAUGGCUGCCAGAUGCCGAAGGACAGACGGAAGUUUCAGCAGGUACAGCGCCCCGAUGAUCACCACCAACCCUGAUGGGAGCUGGUCUUAUUCUAAAGCUACUCAGCAGUAUGACGUGUGUUUCAGCUCAGACACGCUGAAGAGUGACGUAGUGGUUUUCCCCGCCCCAUUUCCACCUGUAGAUGCAGAACUAAUCAGUAUUAAUGAAGGAGACACUUUUACCAGAACGCAGACUUUACCCAACAAAGACAAGUGUAUCUGUAGUUAUAUCAUAUCACCACAUGGCGUCACUAAAGACCGUGACAUCCGGGAACUGUGUCAGACAGCAUGA
Cololabis saira (Pacific saury) is the source of this 3840-nucleotide messenger RNA. RefSeq names its product protocadherin alpha-7-like. NCBI's taxonomy places the organism in Eukaryota, Metazoa, Chordata, Actinopteri, Beloniformes, Belonidae. The transcript has 4 exons. The record is from RefSeq and is a predicted model, not a curated record. The annotation marks the transcript as partial. Gene Ontology annotation, biological process: homophilic cell-cell adhesion. Gene Ontology annotation, molecular function: calcium ion binding. Gene Ontology annotation, cellular component: plasma membrane.